CAGUGAGAGAGGGAGGGGUUACACAUGUGCUCAGUGCAGUGUUGAGGAAAUAGCAGGGCUCCACAGAUGAGAGAAACUUCAAGAAUAACAGACACAAUACGGACACUUUAGCAUCCAGCCAUGCAGCCUCCACCCAGAAAGGUAAAGGAGAGCCAGCAGGUGAAACUCGUGUUCUCGGAGCAGCUCAGUAGACUGCAGUCGAAACAACAUCAAGACACUGAACUCCUGGAAGAGAUCAGGUCCUUCAGUAAGCAGCGAGCAGCCAUAGAGAAAGAGUACGGUCAGGCUCUUCAGAGGCUAGCCAUCCAGUACCAGAAAAGAGACUGGCAAAGAGGAAAUGCUGACGCAGUUGCUGUCGCUUCUGGGAGUGUGUUCAGUGUGUGGCGAUCAGUGGUCGAUGCUACAGCUCAGUCUGCUGCCUCACGGCUGGCUGCUGCAGACGAGUACAGACGACUGAUCGAACAAGUCACCAGAAGUCUUCGCAACACAAAGGACGUCCGAACAAAAAGGGGCCUGGAGCGUCUUCAGAGGGUUCAGGGAGAAGUGGUGGAUACUCUACGGGAGUUGCAUAGGAUCAAAAAGAGCUACUAUCAAGUCAGUCAUAUCACCAAUGUUGCCAGGGAAAAAGUUGCAGAUGCAAAGACCAGAGCCAGAAAAAGUGAACAUGGGAUUUUCCAUUUUAAAGCGGGGCUUCAAAAGAUGACCGCCAAGCUCAGUGCCAGGUUAAAAGAGUGUGAUGACCGUCUGACUGAAGUACGUAAUGAGUAUCUGCUGGCGUUAGCAGCAGUCAACGCCCAUAACCAACACUACUACACCAAAGAGCUACCACGUAUUAUGGAGCUGAUGGACGGAGAUGUCUACAAUGACCUGAGGAGCCAUUUUACUCUGCUGUGUGGGACAGAGAUGGACUCUUGUUUGAACAUACACAAACUAUACAGCCGAAUGUGGGAGACUGUUUCUAAGGUGACCAGAGAGAAAAAUGUGAUACAGUUCCUCCAAGAAUCUGUCUCCUUCAGCAAAACGCCUGAAUUCACCUUUCAGCCAGCUCCAUGUGACAAGGUUUCUGCUCUGCAGGAGGUUUGUGCUCCAGAAUCAGAGGGCUGUCUGGUAAAAGAGGCAAAGAAAUGGGCGACAAAAGCUGCAAAAGACUACAAGAUCAUCACUCACGGAGAGAGGGCUCUGCAGAUGCUGGAGAGUCGUCUGAAGCUCCUGUCGGGGGAGACAGGGCUCAGCGUGGAGCAAAAGAUUGCAGAGGUGCAGGACAGCGUCAGGAAAGCCAAGCUCAGCAGAGUGAAGGCGGAGGCUCGUCUCGCUCUGUUGUCAGAGAACAUCACAGGAAUCAAACUGUGGCUCCGCGACGCCAUGAACCAGGCGGAGGAGGAGCUGGAGAGAGAGAGACGCCUCAGUGAGCAGAGGAAGUCUACAGAGGACUUUUCAGAGGAUGAGUUUGAGCUGACCGACUUUGAGGACUACGAUGAUGAGAAUGGAGACAUCUUUGCAGAUCCAGUGUCGGCAUCAGGAGUGUGUGUUUACCCUGCAGCCUGCAGAGUUAUCUACAACUAUCAGGCUAGCCAAUCAGAUGAGCUGUCAAUCAUAGAGGGGGAGGAGCUUCAAGUUGUAGAGGAUGGAGAUGUGGAGGACUGGCUGAAGGUGUGUAACGCAUGUGGUCAGGUGGGUUAUGUCCCUGAGCGUUAUGUGCAGUUCUUGUGUCUGCCAGUAGAGGACGCCGCUCAGCUGGACAGUUCUUUCAGCUCCACCUCCUCCAUCGGCAACAAAGAGAGGAGCAGAGGUGUAGCCAGAGCUCUGUACUCCUACCAGGCACAGAGUGCAGAGGAGCUUUCCUUCCAGGAGGGGGCGCUCAUCCACCUGAGACGCUGUCGACAAGGGGAGGUAGAUGAUGGGUUUUGGGAAGGAGAGCUGAAUGGGCGGGUUGGUGUCUUCCCUUCUUUGGUGGUAGAGCUCGUCCACAAUGAGGGAGAGGAAGAGGAGGAGGAGGAAGAGGAGCCUCUCCUCACGCCAACUAUGCCUCCCUUGUCUCCCCCCAUCCCUGUCCCCUCUGACCCUGCCUGUGGUUCAACUCUUAGUGCUACGCCCCCUAGCUGUGUGGAGGACAAACAGCAGGUCUUUCCUUUGAGGCUCUCAGAGGACAUCAUAGAGACUGAAGGCAGCCGCAAUUCUCCCGAUUUCACCAGCUGUCGGCUAAGACCAUGUCGAGCUCCUCCUCCUCCUCCGACGCAGAAACCUUCACCUCAGCCUUGAGACAAAGAUUGGAGUUACUGUCAGUGUUUCAGAGAAUAUAUGACAUAUUCAGAAGAAACACUGGGUUGGUGCCUUAUAAUGUAGCUUUGAACUAAAAAACAUAGAGUUAUUUGUAUUUUUAAGGCAUAUGUUGUUGUGUUGAAUUCUGGAUUAUGUGUUUAACUUAUAUAGUUUUUUAAUAUAGUAGUUUCUAAAGUAGGGCAAUCAUCUGCCAGCUGAUUUGUCAAUGUUUUUGAUUGGCCUUAUGUCACUGACUUCACCCCGUUCAUGCUUCAUGAGACCGCUUAGCGCAAUCUCCUCUGUCAGGGUAACUGAAGCCAGAUAACCAUAAGAUACCUGGAUGUUGGGGCGCAGUUGACCUAGCAGUUUAAGCAUGCCCCCAAUAUACAGAGGCUUUUGUCCUCGUUGGAGAGGUUGUAGGAUCAACUCCCGGCCUCGACCAUUUGCUGCAUGUCUUCCCCUGCCCUCUGCUCCCCACAUUUCCGGUCUGUCUUCAGCUGUCCUGAGCAAAGUUAACUUCCAUGUGUGCAGGAGCCAACUUUUAUUCCUAAAAUGAAAAAUGCACCAACAUUCAGUGUACCAGUGAUACAACUUUUAAAAGAGUUCUGGUAUUUUGAAAUCUGGUCCCUGUUAAGAAUUAGAAAUAAAGCCACAUCACAAAAGCCAGCAGUGCACAUUUGCAUGUUGGAGUAAUGGAAUCACCUGUGGCUUGGGUCCUAGGGACAUCCACAGGUUGACAUAUAGUGACCAGUCAUGUGCCUUACCAUCACAGUGAACAAUAGUUUCACGGCCAAAUUCUACCAGAUUCAUGACCGGCCCGUCUCCAAUCCAUCACAGCACCGAAGUUGAUAGGUUUCUAUUCUAGUCAAUGUGUUAACUUCCACUGGAUCCGCUCCGCUGUGUUCUGGCUGUGUAUCUGAUCCGGCAGGUCGGGGGCCUCCGGAUCAGAUACACAAGACUUCUUGCUGGAUGUCGGAGCACGAUGUCCAGCCAGGCCUGGAGUCAACAGGUCAGAGGUGUUCAGAGGACCAGAAAGACAACAUGGAUGAGGAGAGGAGGAGGAUUAUCCUUGAUUCAGUGAUUACAGCAGGAAAACCUUUGUUACAUGACUGCAGCUGCUGGCGGUCCUGCUCCAGCUGCUGGCGGUCCUGCUCCGUGCUGCGUUCUGAAAACGCAACUGGCGGGUGUUGACGGAUGAGAGAGCACGGAUCGGACAGAUUUGGUGGAGGUCCAGGGUCACCCUUACAGAACCAGUAUGAAACAGAGAAAGCAACCAAACUGGAACUCCUGAAAAGUGCAAAUGCUGACACAUUAAGGGGGAUCCCUGAACGCCAGUGAGGAAUCAAAAUGAUCUCAGAGUGAAUGCACAUCAUAGUGACACUAACUUGACAUUUUGUAAAUGCACUCCUGAAUAUUUCUUAAUGUGUAACACUGAUGAUGGACAUAAUAAAGAUUGUUUCACAGUAUAAACACUC
Molecule: messenger RNA, 3734 nt
Organism: Notolabrus celidotus (New Zealand spotty)
Lineage: Eukaryota; Metazoa; Chordata; Actinopteri; Labriformes; Labridae
Product: F-BAR and double SH3 domains protein 1-like
Exons: 21
Coding region: 121-2259 (712 amino acids)
Biological process (GO): regulation of actin filament polymerization; neuromuscular synaptic transmission
Cellular component (GO): neuromuscular junction; recycling endosome
Molecular function (GO): protein binding
Source: RefSeq, a predicted model, not a curated record